UGGUAAAUGGUCAUGCCAAGGCGUGUCUGGGUGAUGGGUGAAGGAGAAGAGGCGGAUAGUGUGCUGUUUUACAACUUUAAAAAGAAAUCCUACCGUAGUCACUGCGGAUUUUUUUUUAAAACAAGGGAAAGAAGACUGCUGGAAGUUUAUGCACAGGCUACAGUCAUGUGGAGGAAAAGGCUUGGCUGAAGAUCAUACAAUUUGAAAAUGUAGAAAAGAUAUUCCGAAUCCCAACAUUGAAAUUCUACUUAACUACAUUCCAUGGAUUACAGUGUACUUCCAAACUACCAGUCAGUGAUGACUUCUGCAGCAUGGUUUUGUCUCAGUGCAGCCUGCUGUGACUGAAGCAGUAGCAACAUGUUCAGUGUGGAGGACCUCCUGAUUUCUCAUGGCUAUCAACCCCCAAAGAAAAGUUCAAAAGACAAACCCCUGCCUUCCGAUGAGAACAUCUAUACCAGCUGCCGUUGCGAAGUGAGAGAGAACAAGCCUAGCCAUGGCACAGUGAAUGGAUAUGAGACUGACACUGGGGCCUAUUCUGCCAGCAGGCAUGCACGCAGUCUGGAGGGCUCCUACAGUGACAGUGAGGGCAGGGAAAGGAGUGCAAGAAGACAGGCUGGUGUCAGCUGCUGCGCUGAUGUGCAGCGUUUGCCCACGUUUGCCACAAAGGAAGGAGGGUUAAACAGUGGUCCUCCGCUACCUUGUUCAUCCAGGCCCAAAUCUGGAAAGGAUGUCACAUAUUGGAGACGAAGAGGGCAAGACUUCAGUGUUUUAUUGGAUUACACGAACCAAGGAGACUCGGGCUGCAAAGGAAAUAAUAUGACAAAAGUUCUAACCAAUCCAAAGGCCGAACAACGAGGGAAAGGUUCGCAGGAUGCUCAACGGAAGAACAUGCAGCAUAAACCAGAAGUAACUAGAAUGAAUGAGCAAAAAAGUUGGAUGUCAGAAGGUCAGAGCGUGACAGUGAAAGGGAUGGUUGAAGACAAGUGGAGAACGCCAGAGGAUCGUAAGUGCCAGAGCUUGGGGACGGAGGAAUGGAAAGCGUCUUUAGGAAGACAGCUAUCUGAUGGUGAUGGAAGCAGAUGGAAACAGGGCAUACUGCCUCAUGUGGUUGAUGGUAAAGAAUUAAAAAGAGAUGGAUUGCCAUAUGUAAACAAGGGAAAGUCUCAGUCAUUGCCCAGAGUUAUUCCAGAAAGUAAUGGUAAGGAAUUUCAGACUGGUCUAUAUUAUGUAGAUAUGCCUGGGUUUGACAGAAAAAGAGCGGAAAAUCAAUUUUUGAAAGAUGAUCUUGUGUUGCAGGAUAACGGCUCUUAUUGUCAUCCUAAAACAAGUUCCAAGUGGACAGAAAAUCUUAGGCCAUGUACUCAGUUGCCAAAAGCGAAGUUGACCAGACCGCUGAAACCUCCUUCGUACGAACUGUAUCAGCAAAUUAGGAGAAGUUCAGAAAUGAUACCUAAUCUCCAUGUACAUGGGGAAACUGAUGGGCAAGUGGUUUCUUUGGCUAAGAACAGUGAAGCAAGUGUUGAUAGUAACUGCUGCCCUCAAGGUCCUGCUGGUAACAGCUUAUUACCUCCUGUCUAUGUGCCUCCCCCAUCUUACAAAGCACCACCUCAGCAGAAAACCAGUAAGAAAUGUUUUGAUAAAGUGCCUGCUUGUGAUAGCACAUGUCAGCCCUAUCAAUCAAUGGAUACUGUUACCGAUCAGUCUCACUGGUGUUUAGAUAACCAGGAGAGUGAACAUGCUCAUCGGAAAAAUAUGUCUCAUGAUAGUGACACAAAGCAACAUCUGCAAACCAAGAAUGUAAAUGAUGAUAUAUGUAAAAAUAUCCCUCACAAAAGACAGCCAUAUAGUUCGUCACAUAAUGGAUAUACAGAUGACCAAAAGGCUUUUGUCAAGUACAUACCAUUUAAUGAUCCUCGAUUAAGACAUAUUACUAUAGUGCCAUCUGAAAAGCAAUGCAUUGAAGCAGAUCAUAAGUACGAAUUGUGGAAUGCAAAGGACAAUGUUGCAGAUGGAAACAAGACAUUCAGACCAUCAGACCAUUGCAGUGCCUUUUCUGUUCCAUCAGGAUCAUAUUAUUCCACUCAGGCAGGCCUGAGGCCUAUUACUGAUACUAUGACUAGCAACAAAUGGUUUGUAGCAUCCAAGCCAGAGUUUGAGAAUGGUACUAAGCCUGAACAUUGUUCUAAGCCGUAUCUAGACAACCAGCUUGACAGCUCAUUCAAAUGUAAUUCCAGCGUUUUUUCAACCGUAAACCAUCCAGUUGGUUAUCCACAUUCAAAUGCCAAUUCUAAAGCAGAGCCGCAUGUGGUUCAAGACACUGUUGAAACCAUUACCCAGGUAAAGAAGUGGGAACCAGAUUCCCAGAGUUUUGAGGUGCAAGAGAACAAACACUCAAAAAGAAGAAUGACAGAAACAAUAUUUUGUCUUGUUUCGGUGCCAGUUAAAACAUGCGAAGAAGAGUCAAAUGAAGAUGUCUUUGUUAAUGAUGUGAGAAAUGGGAGCAUUGAUAGUGUUCUGAAUGAUAGCACUGGAAACUUAACAGAGCAAAGUUUUUUAAGUAUGUCUUCCUCUGACUUGGAAUUACAAGCACUGACAGGAAACAUGAUCUCAGAAAAUGGGUUGAAGCGACCUGAGCCCUGGAAUGAAGUUAGCAAUAGGCAUACAGUUGGCUAUAAUUUUAACCAACACAGAGAAUUAAGAGCUUCUGGCUCUUGGCCGGGUGACCAGUAUAGAGAUCAAGAAACGCAAACAAGCUUCGUUAAAGGUCCCCGUACCACUCGGUCAUUCAGUAGUGCUAUGAAAAAUAUUAGAACAGGUAGCCAGAUUCAAAGUCAGAACUGCUCAGAACCUGAAUCCAGUACAUUAAAGCAAGGGGAUAAAAGGAGUGCAGAAGUUACAGCCAUCAAUGAUCAGAAACGUAAGCUGAGUAACUGUUCAAUAAAUGGUCAGAUGAACUUGUAUCCCUGUACUGGUAGUGCUUUCUCAAGGGCAGCUCCUAAACAGCAUCAGGUCAAUCACACUAACUCACACCAAAGCCAUGUUCAUGGGGCUUCAAGAUGCUCACAGAAAGAGAGUGGAGGUGGAAAUGUGGAGAGUCAAGUUGAAAAGAGCAGAGUGGUUUCACAGACAUCAUCAGGCGAUGGCAGAGAGACUGUCGGGUUUGGUCAGUUCCUCUUGAAACCCGUAAGCCGCCGUCCUUGGGAUGCAAUUAGUGAAUUAGAAAGUUUCAACAAAGAGAUUCAGGAACAAGGGGAUCGUAAUAUUCAGGAACGGGAGAAGGAAAUUGAAGAUGGUGAGCUCAAUGUAAAUCAGUCAAUACAUUCCGACAGUCAGACUUACCAAACGCCUGAGCUGUGCAUGCCUAAAAAAUCAUCAGUCAAGCUGACAAAGCCCAAAGAAAAGAAGGACAGUGGCAGUGAUAAAAGUUGCUUAAAUUACACUAAUAUUACCCCUAAUGUACAAGUCCAUUCGAAACGGUCCACUGACAAUAACAAACUGAGCAGCCAGUCAAUCAAUCUAUUCCAAAAGCCCAUCGAUAAAAGAACAACAGAUACCAAAAGUAGCACAAUUCUAAAUGUGUUCACAACAAAAAAUGCAGAAUUCACUAAAUUAAAAAAUGAAAACAAUUUGGAAGGCACUAAGAGUAAAAGGCAAUGUAUAAAUGUCAAUGGAGUUCGAACACCUAUGUGUCAGUUAAUUCAAGAAAGGACAGAAAGCACAAAUGAUCCAGACACAUCAAACAAAGUGGAUGUGCCAGGCAACAAAACUCAGCCAGAUUUAGAAACUGAAUGUAAUGACAGUAUUAGAAAAAUGUUCACACAGUUUGACAAUGAUCAGGGUUACUCAGAACCCAAUCUGAACUCUCUAAACUGCCACAAAAGCACAAAGCCAAAAAUUGACAACCUGUACGACCUCUUUGCGCAAAAACCUGUGGAAGGAAUUUCGAAAAAUGAAUCAUUAGAAGAAAGAGCUGCAAGGAUUUUGGGAAUAGAUGUAGCUGGAGAAGCCUUGAUUUCUCCAGUUAAGAAGACAUCAUAUCAGAAUAUAGGAGAAAAUGAAACAAAAUCUCCUGCUGAUGUGGAACUAGGCCAUAAUGGUGAUCAUUUGUUGGUGGACAGGAAAGUCGCUUCAGUGAAACUGACAGACCACAUCAAGGAGAAAUCUUUGGACAGGAACAAGCUUUCAGAAUGGAAACAAAACCCUCUGUAUGGAACCUCAAGUGGAAAUAAUUUACAUGAGAAUAAAUUGCCGGAGCAUCUUGCUGCAAGUAACAAAGAGCUGGGGAAAAGGGCCAUUAUAAACGAGUUCUUUCAUGGACCUUUCAAGGAGUUUUAUAACUGGACUGAUACAAGUUGCUGUCUGAGCACAGAAAGCAGAGCUGUCUCUCCCCCAGGUGCAGACAAGAAAGAUCAAAGUACUUCAGAGAAGGUUGAAUCAUUGCAAGGCAAAAUUUCAUCAUCUCCCCCAAACCAAACAGCUCUCGACCGCUUGGCCAGAAUGAAAGAAGCAGAUUUGGUUUCCCGUAUCAGACGUGUCAGCAUCAAAAGUACUGGUUCUGGUGAUGAUUUUGAUGAGGAAAAAUGUAGAACAGAGAGGGGUGAAGAAGAAGCAGAUUGCAUGUUGGCCAGACGGGAAGAAACCUGCACAACAAGGAAGAGGGGCAUAUCAUUGGAUCAAGAAUUGGAAUCUAUUGCAUCUUCAAUGACAGCUGAUUCUGAGCGCAGACAGAUGGCAGAUGUUUAUGAUCCCAGCAAAGUUGAGACUGUGUGAAAAGAAGGAGAGAUGACAAGAGUGAAGAGAUUCUGGGAGAAUGUUAUGGAUUUUACACUGUGAUCUGUUUCACAAGACUCUCUUUCAUCAAAUGCAAACUCCUGGACUGCCUUUGCACACACUGUUUAUAUUAAUAAAUACAAUGAUAAAAUGCUGUAUCACUGCCAGGAAGAAAUUAGUCAGGCAUUGAAACUACUAUUAACCAUCCAGUGUCUGAACUGGAACAGACAGUACUGUUCAUUACAAAGAACAGUCUUCUAAAACUGGUAACUACAAUACUUGGUGCACAUGGGCACAUGGCACAAAAUCACCUCUAAUUUUCUAUUUAAUUGCCAUCCCAGUUUGAGUCCAGAGAAUGACUGAUAAAAUGCCAUAUUGAUGCGGUAAAGAGUUGCUCCUCUGAAGUUGAGUUUGAGGCAGAGUGGAGGAAUUGAAAUCCGCAAUGACUGACCUAGGAAUGCUUGACGCUUACACUGGACAUGCAAACUUAGGGAGUGUUCAUUUCUCCAGACGUAACACCAGCACACAUCUGAUAAGCACAAGAUUAAGAAAAUCAAGCAUUCCACGCCCAGCUCCCACUAAGUCAAUCUGAUAUCAAAUGGCAAUAUGGCUCACAUACAAUGUGUUUUACUGGAUUUCCUUUCUCUUUAUCCGCGGCAUUUGUAAAUUCACUGAUUUACGACUUAAUUACAAGCAAUUAGUGGGGAGAUGGUGGCCUAGUGGUAUUAUCACUGGACUGUUAAUCCCGAGACCCAGAUAAUGUUCUGGAGACGUGGGUUCAAAUC
This is a messenger RNA of Rhincodon typus (whale shark), 5555 nucleotides long. RefSeq names its product junctional cadherin 5 associated a (gene jcada). Gene Ontology annotation, biological process: positive regulation of blood vessel endothelial cell proliferation involved in sprouting angiogenesis. The coding region runs from base 358 to 4770 and encodes 1470 amino acids. The transcript is spliced from 6 exons. Lineage: Eukaryota; Metazoa; Chordata; Chondrichthyes; Orectolobiformes; Rhincodontidae. Gene Ontology annotation, cellular component: adherens junction; ruffle membrane. The record is from RefSeq and is a predicted model, not a curated record.